CGUCGUCAGCUAUAAGCGAGAUGAAAGCAAGCACAGAUGCCGGCGAGCAACCAAAAGGGGACGAGCAUGAAGACCAGCCAAAGGAGGCAGGGCCGGAGGCCACAGCGCCGACCCCAAAAUCGCAAGGUAGUCCCCACGGGUGAUGUCGGAUGUUGAAGGGCAUGGCACAUCGUCUUGUCUGCUUCCUUCUCUUCUGUGGAGAAGGAUGCCGAGAAAACGGUGUAGUCAACGCCUGGAUCAUGAAGAGACAAUCCGCAUACCGCGCUCGCAAAAGAAUGCUUACCAUUGAUCUUCUCUUUUCAAUGGUCCGCUCUUGACGAUACUUCAGUCGCAUGGUCCGCUGCACUGCGCUUUGCGCCACGCAAGAGUGUCGCCCAACAGAAGAAACGUCCGACUGUUGCAGCUGCACUGCUCGCAAGCUCUUCAUCGAUGGAAAGCGCGCAUGUUGAAAGCAAAUCAUCGGAAAAGAGCGUGGUCCCCGUCCACGUCGAGGAGGAAUCAUCUUCCACGUCAAGCACAAGCAAGCCAUCAUCUGGACCGUCAAAGGAGGUCCUACAAGGCAUAAAAACGACAGCUCUGUCCCUCACGGACAGCGCAGGCGCCCAAAAGGACUUCAGUAUGCUGCCCAUCAUCACUCAACCUCCCGAGAUGGCGAUUCCACCAGAUGAGCUUGAGAGGGACCGAGCGAUUUUUGCGGAGCUUGCCGAAAAGCGGGGCGAAAGGAAAAGGCCUGACUUUGAAGACGUUGACGACGAGGAUGAUGGGGACGUCAAUGGAUGGAGCAAUACGAAGGAAGGCAAAAGGGCAAAGAAAAAGAAAUACAAGAGAAAAAGGGGUGCUUCUCCCGGCCUACAAAGCACGAUUAACUUGGACGCCGACUACGACGUCCGAGUGCCCAACGACUAUAGUGCGUUCAAAGACCUCGUGCGAUCAAGGAGAGAAGCCAUACGCCGUCUGCGAAAGGAGAAAGAGAUGCAGGAGCAGUGGGGCAGUGAAGAGGAGGAUGAAGAGGAUGAAGACUUUGACCUCGAUGAAGAACGAAGACGCAAGCUGAGUCGAUUCGCACCACCAGCAUCGUACAACGCUCAUGUCCUCCCUUCCGCCGCCCAAGGCGACCUUUUCGAUGAUGAUGAGAAACCAUACCUCUCACCUCCACCAGCACCCCCAGAGGCACCACCUGCUCCCCCCGUAGCCCAUACCCUUCCGCAAGCACAGUCGGGCGAAGAAGCAUAUCAACGCCGUUUAGCGCUCUCUCAAGCAGCGACUGGAGAAGACGCUUACCAACGUCGAUUGGCCAUGUCGCAGCAGCAGCAACAGCAGCAGCAAGAGCAAGAGUCAGCCUCGAUCUCCCCGCCCGCUCCUGCCGCGCUUGAAGCUUUGCCUGAAGCAGACGAGCUCAAGCGCAAAAAAGAAGCAGCUAUUGCCAUUGCAGCACGACUGGCCAAGUUGCGCGGCGAACAAACGGAUGCCUUAAACAACGAGCCAGACAGACUUGCGUCGACCGUGAUAGCAGCGCCAGAACAGACUGCCGCCCCAGGACCGCCACCGCCGGGACCACCUCCACGACCUCCUGCACCCCCUGUGAUGCCAGUGCGGACGCACGUGGAUCCGUCGACAUUUGCAGAGCGUUUGCUGGCUAAGCAAGGUUGGAAAAAAGGGGAAGCAUUGGGAUCGGAAGGCAGCAAGGGCAUCCUCGAGCCUAUUCGUGCCGAAAAGAUUCCUUCCUCGGGCUCGAAAAAGCUAUCAUCGUCAUCGCGCCAGGAAGAAAGUCAUGGCCAGAGCAAGAACUUGAACAAUAGAGGAACAGUCAUCAACUCGAUGGCGGAGGAGGAAAGGCGCAAGGCAGAGGCCCAGUACGGUUCGCCCUCCGAGGUCGUCGUGCUGGAAAAUGUCGUCGCGUCAAUCGAAGACGUCGACGAUGAUCUCCCUCAGGAGGUCGGGGACGAGUGUGGGAAGCACGGGUUCGUCCAGCGCGUCCUUGUGCACCCUUCGUCACCUUCUGCGGGCGAGAGCCUGCAGGGGGAGCCUGUCAAGGUCUUUGUCAGAUUCAGCGGGAUGGCGGGCGCCUGGCGUUGCCUGAAAGAGCUCGAUGGGCGGUAUUUUGGCGGCAGAACCGUUCGAGCCCGCUACUAUGACCGUCAGGCUUUUGAUUCGGGAGACUAUUCAAGGCCACUGCCAUGAUGCGAGAUCAUUUUGUAUUUGUCAAAUUCUUUUAUACAAUUAGAUGAACCCAAGAUCAGGUAGUGAUGACG
This is a messenger RNA of Acaromyces ingoldii, 2252 nucleotides long. RefSeq lists its product as hypothetical. Gene Ontology annotation, molecular function: nucleic acid binding. Lineage: Eukaryota; Fungi; Basidiomycota; Exobasidiomycetes; Exobasidiales; Cryptobasidiaceae. Gene Ontology annotation, cellular component: precatalytic spliceosome. The record is from RefSeq and is a predicted model, not a curated record. Gene Ontology annotation, biological process: mRNA cis splicing, via spliceosome. The coding region runs from base 430 to 2181 and encodes 583 amino acids. The transcript is spliced from 3 exons.